CGCCCCGUCAUGUGAGGGGCGGCGCGGAGAUGGCGGAGGGUGCCGGCAGUGAGCGGGCUGGAGCCGAGCUGCCGGACGCCGGCCCCGGCGCGGACAGCGGGAAUGUGUCCCAGAGCCAGAGCAGAGCCUCCGGCCUCGGGGAGGCGGAGGACGAGGACGCCUCGGAGGCGUCGCUCAGCGCCACCGCCGCCGCCUACUCGGCGUGCCUGCUCGCCGACCGCAGCCUCUUCAGCGAGCAGAUAGAAAGCUUAGACAAGAGUCUGGAAGACCUACUGACCAGGGUGGAUGAAUUCGUGGGAAUGCUGGAUAUGAUUCGAAGUGAUUCCUCUCAAGUUGUCAAUGAAAGUAUACCUCAAAUUUACACAAAAGCUACAGAAAUGAGGCAGAUAUAUAGGAAGAUUGACAAACUAGAGGCUUUUGUGAAAAUGAUUGGGAAUAGCGUAGCUCGACUGGAAGAACGGGUCACAAAGGCAGAAACAGACCUUGGGGCUUUUCCGAGCACGUUCAAGAAAAUCUUGCACACAAUCAGCAUGCCAUCCUUCCUUAAUAAAUCGUCUUCCUCACGACAGCAGCAGACCCUCUAUGAACCUCCAGUCCUCUUCAAGACAGAAGACUAUUUUCCGUGUCUUAAUGAAGCACCUUAUUGAUGGUUUUGCUUUGGUAUUGAUAUGAAUCAGCCAGAAUAGAGCCAGGUGAACGAAAGGAAUACCAACCUCAGAACAGCUGCAUUUUCUAAGCACUACUGAUGGCAUAUUGCCAUUCUGAUUCUCAUUGUCUUCCUUGAGGCAAUAUUUUCAGGUAAUCUUUGUGCACGUUAUUUCAAAAGCCUUCCUAAAACACCAUGUAAGUUUUCAGAUUACUUUGGGGAAGAAAUUUAAGAAUAUUUUUGCAUUACAUUUCUUUUUAAUAUGGAAAUAAUAGGAAACAUACUAUUGUAUAUAAGUUUUUUAACACGUAAAUAUCUGUGCUGCUGCAUGUGUAAAUAGUUCUACUACAAGGAUGGGAGUUUAUCUGUCCUUUUUCAUAAUGUGCUGAUUGAGGUGAAAGAAAAACUAUGCAUAAGGUUUCACAUCUAUUCCAAGGUUUUAAGCCUGGUCCCUGCAGUUUGUACAGAGCAAUGCACCACAUUGGAAUGUACUUGUUGCAAGGGCAGGACGUGGAAGGUCAUCCAGGAAUCAAGGACAUGGCUCAAUCCAUGAGAUUUAGUCCCAGUUCACAAAGCAAACAUCCUGCCCCACUGAUGAUUCUCAGGUCAGAGUGACCCAAGCUUUUAAUUAUUGCAUCAUUGUAUUGUUUGAUGUGUAACCAGGUGGGCAUGAAAUAGAUUUAUGUUUAUAGAGAGAGACAUAGAUGUAUAAAACCUUCUGUCAAAAAGAACAAGUAUCUAAGUUGAGGGAGGUAUGGCCCUGGACUGAACCUCCAUCAGGUACAUGAGCAGAUUGCUUUUCCUUCACAACUCUCUGUGGAUACUGAGGCUUCCCAUACUGAUUGCAAUUUAUAUUAUCAAUAAACUAACAGCUGGCUAA
Messenger RNA from Taeniopygia guttata (zebra finch), 1526 nucleotides. RefSeq names its product biogenesis of lysosomal organelles complex 1 subunit 4 (gene BLOC1S4). Gene Ontology annotation, cellular component: BLOC-1 complex. NCBI's taxonomy places the organism in Eukaryota, Metazoa, Chordata, Aves, Passeriformes, Estrildidae. The record is from RefSeq and is a predicted model, not a curated record.